Molecule: messenger RNA, 1504 nt
Organism: Dreissena polymorpha
Lineage: Eukaryota; Metazoa; Mollusca; Bivalvia; Myida; Dreissenidae
Exons: 3
Coding region: 1-1455 (484 amino acids)
Source: RefSeq, a predicted model, not a curated record
AUGGCCUUUCCAACCAUGAACAGUAUGGUAACGAACUCACAUGGUCCGGUGCUGUGUAGAUUUGGUACAACCGUACCUAGAGAUGCUGCGCUUGGAGCAGUGGGGUUUCUGCUGUUACAGGUGAUAUUUAACUCCGUACUUUUCAUCGCCGUAAUUUUGAAGGUGCGUUACUCAAACGAACAAAAGGAUAUCUGGAUUGCCAAAAAACACGCGACAACCAAUUCCAAAGGGUCUACAAUGUUGGAAUGCAACAAAAAAUGCUUUGUUUGGAAGAUGUUGUAUCUUCUACUGAUAUGUAUCUCCAUGUACAUCUGCUUGUACUUCUACGCUCCUGGGUACCUCGGAGCAAUACGAGGGAACGUUGUAUACAAAGAAGCGGUUCAAGACUUUCAAGUGGUUGAAUCGAAGUUUGUGUUGCAUGACCAGUUCGUGUCCGUAUCACACAGCCUCAAGCAGGACAGAAGCCAGAAAACAGACAGCGUCACGGAAGUUCCUGCCACCAAUGAAACCAUCGCCGCCGCCUCAAGGGCUUCGAAUUGGACCCAACCAAAAAAGCAUUCACUGGUCAUCGAAAACGACGACAAUACUCUAUUGGGGACGUUUAAAUCAAGGAUUCUCUCAAACUCAACAUUGCCAUUACUUACACUCUUUACCUCAUGGAAUGAAAAUCAAGAAAAACAUCUUGUUCAUAACCUUACUCUCAUAAACUGGCGGUCAUUGCACCCUUACGUGAUUCCCGUGGUUUUUACUAAUGAGAGCUCAGUUAUCAACGAGUGUAACAAGGCGGGAGUCACGACGUUGCCGCUUUCAAAUGUUGCAGCAGACGGCAUUCCCGUGCUAAAGUAUAUGUUUCGUGACGCAAUGGACCAUUUCAAUACGUCAUUCUAUGCGUUCAGUAACGGCGAUAUACUUUUCACAGAUACAUUGAUACGCACGUUAGCUCAUAUGAUUCACUCUACAACGGGAAAUUUGAGUAAGCCUGUUUUAAUUGUUGGACAGAGAACUAACGUCGAAAACGUCACGUUUGAGGAAGGCUUACACUGGGAAAAUAUUACCCGCAUUUCAAAAAGAAGAGGCAAAUUGUUUGGAGGUUGGGCGGAGGACUACUUUAUUACUACGCCGUCCUAUUCAUGGAAUAAGGUAGCGGAGGUUGUGAUAGGGCGGAGGGCGUAUGACAACUGGCUUGUGUAUAAUGCGAGAAAAAUGAAAUACACUGUCAUAGACGCUACCGAUACACUAGUGGCUGUACAUCAGACCACAAAGGCAGGGAAUUUUGAAGGUUUCAGUCACUCUAAUAGGGACUACAAUCACAAUUUAUUGGCCAAAAUGUAUACAAGAACACCAUACCAUGCCGGUGUUGUAGGUUGUAUAGAAAUGUAUACUCAAUAUGACUUAAAACAAUUUAAGGUUAAAGUUAGAAAGGUUCCUGCUCAUUGUAGCGUGUUAUAUAUUUAGAAUUUGUUAUUUCAUGUAGAUUUUUUUCGGCGUUGCUGCCUAAGCUCUA